CACACCACUCAACUCCCAGCUCCCCAACUGAGGAUGAUCCCCAAGGAACAGAAGGGGCCAGAAAUGGCUGCUGUGGGAGACCUUGCUGGACAAGUCCCCCUGCUGGACUUGGGCAAGAAGCUGAGUGUGCCGCAGGACUUGAUGAUGGAGGAGCUCUCUCUACGCAACAGCAGCAACCCGGGAUCCCUCCUCUUCCAGAGGAGACAGCGCCGUGUGCAGAAAUUCACCUUUGAGCUUGCAUCCAGCCAACAGUCAAUCACAUCCGGGAGUGGCAGUGGGAGCCAGAGUGCCCAGGGGAUGGUGGUGACCGGCGCAGAGCAGAUGGGGACGGCUGCCAAUGGACCCAAGGGGCAGAACUGCCCCUCAGAUGGCCACAUCCUCCAGGCUUCCCCCGGGGGCCCUGAGCUUGACCCAUCAACAGCAGCCGGAGCGGAGUGUGCCCCCAGCUCCAGCACUCUGGCACCAGGCUAUGCAGAACCCCUGAAGAGCGUCCCACCGGAGAAGUUCAACCACACGGCCAUCCCCAAGGGCUACCGCUGCCCGUGGCAGGAGUCGGGCAGCUCCUGGGACCGCCAGAGUCUUGGCCGAAGUCUCACACCCCGCCUGGCGGAUUAUCGAAAUUUCAACAAGACACCGAUGCCCUUUGGAGGACCUCUGGCAGGAGAGGCCAUGCCCAAAACAGGGACCCUCUUCUUGCAGGAGUUCACCAGUGGCUUGGAACUCCUCCGCCUCAGACCCAACUUCAACAGAGUGGCCCAGGGCUGGGUCCGCAACCUUCCGGAGUCUGAGGAGCUGUAGCUCCUACCUGAAUCUUGGAUUCACUGAUCCCGGAGUCUGGGUAACAUCAGAAGCCAAAACGUGUGGAUGUCACCUCACAGUUUAAGAAGGGCUUUCAGGCACCAAGUCAUUGCAAAUGGCCUCAAUGGUUACCAUGUUAAGUAGUUCCCAAGUGUGGGUGUGCUGCGGAAUUACCUGGGACAUUAUUCCUAGCACAGAUUUCUAGGCUGGCCCAGAGGGGCUAAGGGUUCUCUAUGCCUAGUCCAUAGGCCCAGGUGAUUCCACUGUAAUUUGUUGCUGGUUUGUAUCUUUAGGAAUUUAAACCACAUUGCCCCUGCUGUAUUUUCUGCUCCAUGAUUCCAGCUUAUACUCUCCCAGUGAUGGCAAGCUUACUAGCAGCCAUCUACCUAUGAAUAAUGCUGAUGAUUAGAAAGGUUUUCCUCUUAUUGAGAUGAAGUUGAAUCUGUUCUUGCUGUAAACAUUUACCGGUACUUACUUUAUACUAGAUGCUGUGCCAGCCCCAGAGAGUAUGUGGCGAGUAAGACCAGGCCCUCGUCUGGAUGAGGUAGACAGCAGUAAAUCACUGCAUUUUCCCUGUAUGCUCACUGACCUGAAGAACAAAGCACCAAGAGGCAGUGAGCUAAGGCUUUAACCCAGGAUAUGGGGUAGAGAUCUUGGAAGCUUCACAGAGGCUUUGAGCAGGAAGAGGGGCUGAUGUGGAGGGUGGAUCAGCAUGUGCAAAGACACAGAGUUGUCCUAGGUGUGGGGUGUUGUGAGGAGGGUUUUGUUAGAAGAACUGGUGAGGGCCAGAGUGGGUUAGGCUUUGCUAAGGAAAUGGGUAGUGAAUUUAAGCCAGGGAAUGUUGGUCUCUCUGCUUGUUUUUAUGUGGAACAGAUUGGAGAGAAGGCAGAACUCCUACACAAAUUAGGCCGGAACUAGGGUGGUGACCAUGGGACUGGAAAGAAAGGCACUUCAUUGAGCACCUUACAGGACAGGUUACAAAGUAGGGGCUUGCAAGGAGUCCUUUCUACCUCUCCCUACUCUCCAUCGUAAGUGGGUGCUGGGGUAGGUCCAUUCUAGUCCCUACCACAAGUAGUUUGGUGCUAUACUCUGGUCAUUAGGAAAAGGAGAAAAAAGAAUGUCUCCUAGUUCAAGUGGUGAUGGUGUUGAUGGUGAUGGUGGUGAUGAUGAAGAUGGUGAUGGUGAUAAAUAUGAUGGUGAUAGCUUUUUAUUGGGAACCCCUAUGCUUGGACUGAUCUUAGUUGUUCUACAUAUACUGGUUCUAAUUUCCAGUACAACACCAAGAGGAAAGUAUAGCUCUAUGAGCAGUGGAUAUACAGGCUCAGAAGGGGGAUAUGGCUUGUCCAGGAAAGAGCCAAAUGGGAAUCUGUCUACUUCCAUUGGGCAUCUCUCUCACUGCACUGGAGGCCAACCAAGCCAGUUCCUACACACUAUGGAACCAAGUCAUGGUAUCCUGCUUAGAGUUUAGAUGUUAAGAAGUCAGGCAGGGUGUCAACCUGGAUGGAUGACUUCUAAAUACCACUGCUAACCAUGGAAACUAAGCAAGUCACUUCUCACCUGUGGGCCUCUCUUUCCUCACCUAUAAGGCGAAGACAAAAUGUCCCUGAAUAGGGUUGUCUGCACGGUAACAGCACAUAUACAGUAAGUGCUUGGUCAUGAUUAACCGCAACAACUGCCUUUGACUGGAAAAGAUGAUCGCUCAGUGGAUGAAGCUUGAUAGCAAACUGUCAGCUGUCACUGGAACAGAAAAGUCUGAAGGAAAGUCCAUGGUCUCUGCAAGGCUCCCUUCAGACAUGAAUCACCCUCUUCCUCAUGUCCUGUCUGUCUCCUCCAGGGGUGAUGAGAGGGUCAGGAAUCCCAGGGCACAAGGAAUUGCAGUUGUCUUUUCAUUUUGCUCUGGCUUCACUGUGCCCCACGCAGUCUUAAGGGUUGUGACUAUUAACAUUGUUUGCAGUUGAUAUGUAGUCUUUCAUUUGGAGGCUAUCCUUUAAAGUCAUGUUUCCCUGGUCUGCAAACUCACCACUAAAGUGAGUGAAAAAAGUGUCUGGAAAGGAAGGGAAAACUCGGACUGUCCUAAGAUGGCCUUGCUUUGCUCUGGAGGGUAAUAGCAUCCACCAGGUACAGGAGAGAGCCUGGGAUGUGACUUUUGCUGAUGUUGUUAAAAAACAUUUACUGCAAAAUUUAAAAAAUAAUAAACGA
Condylura cristata (star-nosed mole) is the source of this 2997-nucleotide messenger RNA. It is a transcript of the gene MYOZ3, whose product is annotated as myozenin 3. The record is from RefSeq and is a predicted model, not a curated record. Gene Ontology annotation, molecular function: actin binding; telethonin binding; FATZ binding. The transcript is spliced from 7 exons. Gene Ontology annotation, cellular component: actin cytoskeleton; Z disc. The coding region runs from base 34 to 798 and encodes 254 amino acids. Lineage: Eukaryota; Metazoa; Chordata; Mammalia; Eulipotyphla; Talpidae.